AUGCCCCAGCCUUAUAGGACCGACUUUUGGGAGUCGUGGUUGUGGCAGAAUUUUACUAUUCCUUCUUCAGGAAGAAUUCAGCAUGUACAGAGAGUCCCUCAUACAGCCACCUCUUGGUGCAUAACUGGAUUCUCCAUUCAUCCUGAAUUCGGCCUGGGAAUCGUCAACCAGCCGAUCAAAUUCUCGACCUUCAAAAUAUUCUUCAUUAUUGACCACCUGCCACACUCCAUCCAACGGGGCGAGACGAUAUCGCUGCAUUUUACGGUGUUCAGCUCACUCGACGAAGAGUUUGAAGCUACCGUGACGAUGUUCAAUGCAAAGAAUCAAACACAAUUCAUUAAUCGUCCUACAGGAGAAACGAAUGAAACGAUAAUUGUGAUGGUUCCACCGAAAUCGGAUGCACCGGUUUCGUUCCUUGUGAAAGCAUUGAAGGUGGGUGAGAUGGAGAUCCGAUUGAACGCAUCGAUCAUGCAAGGCAUUAUCUCGGAUAGCUUCAAGAAAAUGUUAAAAGUACUUCCUGAGGACAUAGCGAUUCAAAGAUCAGAAACUAUAAAUUUUCAUAGUGAAACUCCUUCAAACGAAACGUCUUUCAACGUUUCUCUUUCUAUCGAUGAGAGAGCUGUGAAUAGCUCCAUUCUAAUUGGAGGUACUGUUUAUCCGAAUCAAAAAUGCUCAAAAGACAUUCCAAAUGACUAUUAUGUGUCACUUCAUUACGGAGAUAAAAUUUUAAUUAUUCAUGUAAAUUCAGAAUCCAAAGAAAACAUCACGAUUGAAUCGAUUCCUGAUAUCAGAUCAUUAACAAUGAUCGUCACCGGUUCCGGUUCGGGAUUGCUUCAGAUCAACUGGCAAUAUCGUCUAAGCUUGAUGCACUUCAAGCCCCGUUUUAACAUACAAAUAUCCAAGGUAAAAACACCUACUGAGUGGCUGUCGCAGUUUGAUAUUUGUUGCAGCUUCAUUCCAAAGAAUGGGAUGCAGUAUUCAAAUCGCACGGUUGUGGAAGUGAGCAUACCGACAGGUUACGCGAUGGACCAGCAUAAUGUACAGGAGAUCCCAACAACUAACCCCAUCAUUGAAAAUAAUGUGCAACAUGAUGGAACAACGAUGCUGGUGUACUUCAAUUAUAUGGUUCAAGAGGAAACUUGCUUAAGUCUUUUUGCGUACCGAAGGUAUAGACUGCACAUAAGGCGUCCCUCAUAUAUCAUGGUGCAAGAUACCCAUCGCCCAGAGUUGAAUGCGAUAGAGAUGUUCGACUUCUAUUAA
Anopheles aquasalis is the source of this 1260-nucleotide messenger RNA. RefSeq lists its product as uncharacterized. Gene Ontology annotation, cellular component: extracellular region. Gene Ontology annotation, molecular function: endopeptidase inhibitor activity. Lineage: Eukaryota; Metazoa; Arthropoda; Insecta; Diptera; Culicidae. The record is from RefSeq and is a predicted model, not a curated record.